UUGAAAUUAACACAUCGUACAGCGCGAAUAUUUUAUUAUUUAAUCAGGAGAUUGCAACCAGUGAAUGCCUCUGUUUUCCCUCAGUAAACGGAUGAAGGUUUGGAGGAGGCGGAAACUCUGACGGACAGAUUCCGGUUGUGGUUGCCAUGGUGCGGUGCGGCCCCGCGUUGCUGAGAAAGUAUGGCAACUUUAUUGAUAAUCUUAGACUAUACAUCCGUGGGGGCACUGGUGGAAUGGGCCUCCCCCGACUUGGAGGUGAAGGUGGAAAUGGUGGGAAUGUCUUGGUUGUUGCACAAGAUGGAAUAACCUUGAAGAUGAUCAAGGAUAAAUAUCCAACUAAACGUUUUGCAGCUGGUGUUGGUGCUAACAGCAGCAUACGAUCACUUAAAGGUGCAAAGGGAAAAGACUGUGAAAUUUAUGGUCCAGUUGGAAUUUCAAUCACCAAUGAUAAUGGAAAAAUAAUAGGUGAACUGAACCGAGCAGGGGAUCGGUUAAUCGUAGCUCAGGGUGGUCAUGGCGGAUCAUUUAGGACGAACUUUCUGCCUUCGAAGGGCCAAAGUGGAAUCAUAAGAAUGGAUUUGAAGCUGGUAGCAAAUGUUGGAUUGGUUGGGUUUCCAAAUGCUGGGAAAUCUACACUAUUGAGCAAAUUGUCUCAUGCAAAACCAAGAAUUGCAGAUUAUCCAUUCACUACUUUGAAACCAGAAAUUGGAAAACUAUUAUACAAUGAUUACAAACAGGUGUCAAUAGCAGAUCUACCUGGUUUGAUUGAAGGUGCACACUUAAAUAAAGGAAUGGGUCACAAGUUUCUUAAACAUGUAGAGAGGACCAAGCAACUUCUUUAUGUGGUGGAUGUGACUGGAUUUCAACUUUCAUCUGAAACACCAUUUAGAAAUGUAUUUGAAGCUGUUCAGCUUUUAACAAAGGAGUUGGAGCUAUAUAAAGUGGAGCUUUUAUCAAAGCCUGCAUUGUUAGCUGUAAACAAAAUGGAUUUGAAAAAUGCUGCAGAAAAAUUUAAAGAGCUAAUGCAACAGCUUCAGCAGCCUCAAGAUUUCUAUCACUUAAUACCAGAAGAAAUGGUCCCCAUGAGACAAGUCCAGUUUAAACACAUAAUCCCAAUCUCUUCAUUAACUGGAUAUGGAAUUGAAGAAUUGAAAAACUGUAUUCGAAAAUCAUUAGACGAUCAGGAUGACCUAGAAAAUGAACAUUAUAGGCUUGAAAAGCUGCAGAAGUUACACUCAAACACUCCCUGAAAGUAUUUAGAACAUUCAAAGUUGUUGAUUACUGCAGAUGAGUCUUCAAGGAAACUAUUGAUUAUAUUCAUGAUUAAAGGAUGCAAGAAAGACCCUUAAUAUGACUUCAAGUACUCAAAUUUUGCUUGUGCUGAACAGAUUUAUGAGAGACAAGGUGGUGGGACAGGUUGCAAGGUAAAGAAGGCCAUCCUCAGUAAAGCACAUCCUUGGUAUGUGACUCAGUAAAGUAACAUCAAAAUUUUCACACAAUUAUGCAGUCCACAAGAUUGCCAUGCUUGUGCUACCUCUAUUAAAGAACACACAGGUCAUGCUAAUAUCCUAAUUGCUUAUCACCUUUUGCUCAAUUAUAUAUUACAUAUUAGGUAAUGGUCGAGGAAGAGGGAAGGAUGUUACUAUUGGGUUUAAAACCAGGACAGAUGGCAACUUUUAUAGCAUGUUAGAAAUGCUAGUUUAUUGCCUGAGAUUGUUAUGUUGAUUCUUGACUUACAACAGAAGUUCAUGACAAGUGGUGAAAUGUUUGCUUCCUUUGGAAAUGAAGAGAAGUGAAUGCUGAUGAAGAAGCCAUAGACAGUCAACAGAAGAGCCAUGCGUGACCAUCAACCCAACUUGAGGUUUAUGUGCCUUUACAUGUUCAUGAGCCGGAAACUUGAGAAGUAUUCAAAUGUACACGCAAUGCUGCAUCUUGUACUUAACAAAGAGGGCAAGAGGUUGCAGGAAGAAGUGGGUGUUGAGAAUAUCUCAUCUGAUGAAGCAGCUUGACAAAUCAGCCUGUAGGAUUAAAUCAUCUUAUGAUCAGUGAUGGAGGGAAUGCUCUCUGCUCAUUUGAUUCAUGUAUAGAUUAAUGUUAUAGACCACAUUCAGGCCCUAUACUUCAUUCCACACAGAAUUCUGGAAAUUAUAUCUAUUACCUUCUCUUCCUCCUGAAUUGUUCGUUGAAUCACAAGGGUCGUAAAACUUGUUUGACUAGUUCAUUUUCAAAUGCUUCAAAAAUGAAAGGCAAACUAACAAAUUAUCAAUAAGUGACCUACCUAAUCUUUUUUGUUUCACUUUCUUUCUUGGCAUUUUUAUGCAUGCAUUCCAUUUUCACUUGAGUGGUGGAGUUUGUGUGGACCUUUAGUCCUGAUUCUUGUGCCACCCUUGGCUUUGGCAAAUUCUUCUAAUCUUCACAGCUACUAUGGUACUGUAGAGAACAGUAAGUGUUUCAACAACAUUAAUAAAUGUCCUAUUUUACAUUCUGCUUUUUUGACCAGGAGGAUUAAACAAAAGCAUCAUAGCCUAAACCAGAGUACAGGCAAUGACAGGAAUGUUUCUAUUGAACAUUACUAAAAUGGGGUAAUUUAGUUGAUGACACACAAAUCUUAUUGCAAAUUAAAGAUCUUUUGCAUCAUUUACAGUUUAGAAUGUAAAAAAUUCCAUUCUGGAGGUGAUAGGAUCAUUAACAUGUAAUAUACCAGAUUCCAGGUUAAACAGAAGUAGUUUUUUAUUAAGUUAAUAUAUUACAAUAGUAUAGUUUGAGAAAAGCAUUAAUCUAAAAUGUUGCUUUAUAUACAACAGCACAAUAAUAUCCAUGGUCGGCAGAAGCUUAAGACUCAGCCAAGGAAAAUGAGCUUUUCUAGGUCAUCACAUUGCCAGCAAGUAAUAUACAAGUCCAUAACUGGAAUUAAUUUCUAUAACUGUUCCAUAAAAGUAUACAGAAUGGGUGUAAAACUGCUUGAAUGGUGCAGAAAUGGGAAUGGCAACAAUUUUAUAAAGUUGCCAAAACUCUUCCAUUCAAUUACAUUUUAUUGCCAGCCUAUUACAGUUGCAUCCAUAGCACUAUAGUCUAAGACAAAUAUUAAAAUUCAUCUUAUUUUCAAAAUGGCAUUUCGUAAUAAAUCAUGGUGACAUGACAUUUUGUUGGCAUACAGUUGAUGUGGCAAAUAAACAAUAUUUUUGCAAUUAUGCUGCUGUGGUAUAGAGGAGUUCAGAAUGGCUGAAAGCAUGAGGUACAAUUUAACAUGCACUUCCAAUAUGCUGUGAGAAUUAAGUAUUCAGUGGAAUCUUUAAACCAUUCUAAUUGUUUCACAGAAAUAUUCUUUGUGUAUUUUUAUAAUUUCUACAGAGCUAACUGUAUGUAUACAUACAUCACAUUUGAUUACAAUGAUGCAUUACAACUUAGCCGGUCAUUUCUUAAUGAAAGUAGACAGACACUUCUCAGCCUACAAACUGAACUAUUGUGGAGGUCCAAGAAAUAAUUUGACAAAUGGUAAUGAAAGUGCUACAAAAUAAUACGGUGGCAUGCAAAAGUUUGGGCACCCCGGUCAAAAUUUCUGUUACUGUGAAUAGUUAAGUGAGUAGAAGAUGAACUGAUCUCCAAAAGUCAUAAAGUUAAAGAUGAAACAUUCUUUUCAACAUUUUAAGCAAGAUUAGUAUAUUAUUUUUGUUUUGUACAAUUUUAGACUGAGAAAAAAAGGAGCACCAUGCAAAAGUUUGGGCACCCCAAGGGGUUUGAGCUCUCAGAUAACUUUUACCAAGCUCUCAGACCUUAAUUAGUUUGUUAGGGCUAUGGCUUGUUCAGUCAUCAUUAGGAAAGGCCAAGUGAUGCAAAUUUCAAAGCUUUAUAAAUACCCUGAUUCCUCAAACCUUGUCCCAACAAUCAGCAGCCAUGGGCUCCUCUAAGCAGCUGCCUAGCACUCUGAAAAUUAAAAUAAAUGAUGCCCACAAAGCAGGAGAAGGCUAUAAGAAGAUAGCAAAGUGUUUUCAGGUAGCCGUUUCCUCAGUUUGUAACGUAAUUAAGAAAUGGCAGUUAACAGGAACGGUGGCGAUCAAGUUGAGGUCUGGAAGACCAAGAAAGCGUUCUGGGAGAACUCCUCGUGGGAUUGCUAGAAAGGCAAAUCAAAACCACCAUUUGACUGCAAAAGAUCUUCAGGAAGAUUCAGCAGACUGUGGAGUGGUGGUGCACUGUUCUACUGUACAAUGGCACCUGCACAAAUAUGACCUUCAUGGAACAGU
Molecule: messenger RNA, 4241 nt
Organism: Hypanus sabinus (Atlantic stingray)
Lineage: Eukaryota; Metazoa; Chordata; Chondrichthyes; Myliobatiformes; Dasyatidae
Gene: gtpbp10
Product: GTP-binding protein 10 (putative)
Exons: 10
Coding region: 147-1250 (367 amino acids)
Cellular component (GO): mitochondrion
Molecular function (GO): magnesium ion binding; GTP binding; GTPase activity
Source: RefSeq, a predicted model, not a curated record